CCGAGGAGGGGGGCGGGGCGGCGGGUCUCUGUGGCAGUGGGUGCUGGAAGCUGUGGCGGCCCUGGAACUGCUUCAUCGCCGCGUUUGAACCGGCUCCUCAGCCGGCCUGGAGACACUCCGCCCAGCCUUCCCCGGGUGCUCAGUCCUCCCUGGCCCCCUCCCGGCGGGACCCCCCACCUCUCCACCCCUCCCGCCGUGAGGGGGCGGCCCCCACCCAGUCAGCCAGCGCUCGGCCCCGGGCUCGCGUUGGGGCGGCGGCCUCCCGGGGAGGGAAGGAAGCCGGCGCGGGCCUGAGAGGAGGUGGCGACAUCGGUGGUGGGCCAGGCUGGGUCGGCCGGGCCGCGCCUCGGGGCUCUCCUGAGGAGGAGCAGGAUGGAGGAGUGUUUUUACCAGGAAGAUCAGUGAUGGAAGGUGAACAGGACGGAGAGUUCCUUUUGAGAGGGUGAAUCAGUACCUUACUUUCACCCUCCCUCUUCAACAACCACCCCCUCAGGGGAUCAUCUCUCAGAGAUUGGAAGCUGGAACCUGUGGUCUUGUGUCAGUGUGGCUGCAUGUUUAGUAUGCAGAUCCUGCCUCUUCACUAAUGAGAGGGAGAAUGGGGACCCAGGGCAGCCCUGUGAAGAGCUAUGAUUAUCUGCUCAAAUUCCUGCUGGUAGGAGACAGUGAUGUUGGAAAGGGAGAAAUCCUGGAGAGCCUUCAAGAUGGAGCAUCUGAAUCCCCCUACGCCUACAGCAAUGGGAUAGACUAUAAAACAACUACAAUUUUACUGGAUGGCAGACGGGUCAAGCUGGAACUUUGGGAUACAUCUGGUCAGGGGAGGUUUUGCACCAUUUUCAGAUCCUACUCCAGGGGUGCUCAGGGAAUUCUUUUAGUGUAUGAUAUCACAAACCGCUGGUCCUUUGAUGGCAUAGAUCGAUGGAUAAAGGAAAUCGAUGAGCACGCUCCUGGCGUUCCCCGAAUUCUGGUGGGAAAUAGGCUCCACUUGGCCUUCAAGCGGCAGGUGCCAACAGAGCAAGCCCGCUCCUAUGCCGAAAAAAACUGCAUGACUUUCUUUGAGGUCAGCCCCCUGUGCAACUUCAAUGUGAUUGAAUCCUUCACAGAACUGUCCCGCAUUGUUCUCAUGCGACAUGGCAUGGAGAAGAUCUGGAGGCCCAACAGAGUGUUCAGUUUACAGGACCUCUGCUGUCGAGCAAUUGUCUCCUGUACCCCAGUCCAUCUUAUUGACAAGCUUCCACUGCCUGUCACCAUCAAAAGUCACCUGAAAUCCUUCUCUAUGGCCAAUGGAAUGAAUGCGGUGAUGAUGCAUGGACGCUCGUAUUCUCUGGCUAGCAGCGGGGGUGGGAGCAGCAGCAAAGGCAAUAGCCUGAAGAGGUCUAAAUCCAUCCGUCCUCCACAGAGCCCCCCACAGAACUGCUCACGAAGCAACUGCAAGAUCUCUUAGCAAAAUGAAGAACUCAGUGAGCGUAAAGACACCCACACCCACCCACCCAUGUACAAAUGUUUGCACAUUCAACUCUCUUAAAAGAAAAAAGAAAAAAAUGGAGCCCACUGUUAUUCCUUGGUUACUCUCUUGCCAGGGUAUUUCACUUAGGGAAUGUUCUUGAUGGUGUGCUUGGAGUCUUGGGUUGGCUGGAUCCCAUGUCAUUGGCAGGGAACACUUGGACCCUACACCCUACCCAGAAAACUUUGGGAUUUCCUCUUCACUUAGACAAAGAGGGGGUGGGAAAAAAAAAUAUGAUUGCUGGGAGGGAAAACAAUUUAGCUAGUCUCGAAAGGAACGGAUUAGUGGAGACUAGAGAGGUAUAGGGUGUGGUGAGGGGAAGCUGUGCUCCCACAUGAACCCAUAAACUCAUAAAUGAAUUGCCGGUGCUAUAGAGGUCCUUGAUUCAAAAUAUGAAAAACAAGACUGAAAAGGUUUGGGGGAUGGCAAAUUUGCGGUGGAUAGUACUGCUAUUGCCAAAAAAAAAAGGCUCUUGGGGAGCUGGCUGUUAAGGAUUUUAAAGGAAGCUUUGCCUGCCCUUUUCACUUAUUUAUAUAGAAGUAUAUAUAAUAUCUCACUUUUUUGGGUAAAUUUUUAAAAAAGCAGUCAGGGAAACCUUUAUGCAGCCAUGUGAUAAAAGCAUUGCACUCAUUAGUAGUGCAUCUGCUAAGGGGAAAUGAAAACACUUUAAGGAAAGCUAUGAACUGAUACAGGUGUUUUGCAGUAGCAAGUAUUUUUGAUGUUUGAGUACUCUUUCCACAAAGAUAAUAAGGAAUUUACUGUUAAAGCUUGAAAUGUUCUUUCUUUGAAUACACUUCACCCCAAUGGGAAAACAGGAAGAAUGUUAUGGAUUAAAUGAAGACACCAGUAGGAAGAGGGAGGAAUGCUGACCGGGAGUUGGCUUGGCUUUGCACAUUCUCUGCCUGCUUUUUGGUAGCUGUGCUGAACACACCUGGACCAACUUGCUCCUGUGGGUCUCCUCACCUCUGUCAUACAGUAUUGGGUAAUGUGGGCAUUGCAAGAGAGUAAAAGCACAGUCACUUGAAGCUGGGAGGUGUGCAGUUAGAGAAGCACAGGGCUUGCUUCUGGAGUCAAUUUGGAUUUCAUCUGCUUACAACUUCCCUAUUCCAUUGGCUCUGCUCUGUCCUCUCAGUUUUCACCUGUCAUACAUCACUUCCUGCUUCUGAAGGCAUGAGAGCUUUAGCAGGCCUCCAAACUGAAAGGUUUCACAGUGAGAAAAAAUCUGGAGGUUAUUCCAGUGUAUUAUUAUUUUAACACUUUCUUCAUAUACUCCCAUGACCCAGUAUGUUCUUUAGCUAGGGAAAAUGUGCUGCUCCAAACUGGCCGUGGAAAUCAUUCUCUCUUUAAAUGCAAUGCUGUCCUCACAUUUGUUGCUUAAUAGAUGAAAUUUGUGCCAGCAUUUACCAGAACGAAAAGACCCUAAAGCUAUUCACAAAUUGUUAAAUACUUGAUUAAGGGAAACCCAAGAGUAGUAGAGCUACUUUUAUCCUUGGUCUUUUGCAGAGAUAGCGAAUCCAUGAUUCUGGACUCUUGGACUCCAUCUGACAUAGAGAAGUAGACACUGUCCAUCUUCAUGACUGUAAAUGUGCUUGCCACACAUUCUUCUUUGUAAAUUAUGCAUAAGAUUGACUUGACUUUCCCAACAGCCUCAGCAUACUAACCUAAUAUUUUUAUCACUCCUUUUCCUUAAAAAACAUGCUUUUCUUUGCUGCCAGUCAGAAAAUAGAAUAAGCAUAACAGCCCUCUGAAACUGUCCUAAGUCAGUGAGAGUGUAGUAGUAUUGAAGUCUACACAAAGCCCUGGAUGCUGGUUUACAGACACUGUGAACCAUGAGCACCCAUUUUCAACACUUAAUAGAUUUGUCAUCAACUCAUUAGAUUCUGUGAGGUGAAUUUGGGAGAUAAAUAUUAUCUUUUAACAUCCCCAAAGUAGUUUCUUUUGUUUGGUCCAUGAGGACCACUGAAGAUGCUUUCUAAGAGCUAAACGUGUGUCUCAGUCACCAAAAGACUGGUGAUAAAAAUCCCAUGCUAUUGUAUUUUGACACUCGCUGCCCUCAGCUUGUGAUUGAUUCUUGUACUCCUCCCACUGCUCAAGCCUUUCCCACUGAGUUCUGUCUCACCCACAUCUGUGCCUGGGAGGUGUGUUGGGCGUGAGUCACAUCGGUGCUGUAUUCUACCUCUUCCCAACUCGGUGUUGGUGUGGCCACAAAUAGCAGCUGCUCCUACCUUUCCAAGAGCGGAGACUGCCCUCAGCAACCAUGGACAGCCGGUGGUAGCUGGCCAGGAACAUCCUUCAGUGUAUUUAGUUGCAUCUUCAUCUCUCCCUUUCUCCAAAGACUUCAUAACAAAUCCCAAACAGGAAUUUCCCAAAUCAAGUCCCACUGCUUUUUAGAAACCCAUGCAAUUCACGAGCAGAGUAAAAUAUGCUUAGCAUUUAUGGGCAAAUGGUCUCUUACUGGGCCUUCCCAGGAGAUGAAGGCUGCCAGUAUUUAAGACACCCACAGCCACCAACUCAUCAAAUCCAGUGGAGCAGAAGACAAUCAUCAUCUUCAAAACUGAAUGUUGAGGGGAAACACGGGCUAAUGAAUGAAUUGGAAUAGCCAUGGGAGUUAUUGUUUUUGGACUUGGGGAGACUUUUCUGGAACAGAUUCUCUCACUGCCUCUUGGGGAAUUCUGAGUCAUUGUCAUCCUAUGAUUUUGGGGAACACCCAUCCACUAACUGAUUUGCAGUUUGAUAUGUGGGGAUAGGGAUUGGGUUUCUUGCCUUUAUAGCAGCAGAGGGAAAUGAGAUGGUAGUUUAGGCUCAUUAUAACCUCUUUCUCCCAUUUCUGACCUCCCUAGCUUUUCUAUGCUAAAAGUCAAACCUGGAAGAUCCUACAGACACCUAGCCAAAAUGGGAUCUAUUUUCUUUGGAAGUUUCAGACAAAACAAUUGACUUGGGGAUUGGGAGUGGGGUUGGCAUGGGGAGGAAGGGGUUGAAGAAUUGAAUGAUUUUGGCAUUUAUGAUAUCAACACUAUUCUUAGCUGCUGUUUUGACACUUGUACCAUUCCUGUGUUCUAUUUGACUUUUUAUUUCUUUGUACAGUAAAUGUAAUUCAGCUGUGAUAUACAUGUUUUGUUUUAUAUAAAUUAAAGUCUCCUUGUUUUUAAACAA
Phascolarctos cinereus (koala) is the source of this 4654-nucleotide messenger RNA. It is a transcript of the gene RAB40C, whose product is annotated as RAB40C, member RAS oncogene family. Lineage: Eukaryota; Metazoa; Chordata; Mammalia; Diprotodontia; Phascolarctidae. Gene Ontology annotation, molecular function: GTPase activity; GTP binding. The record is from RefSeq and is a predicted model, not a curated record. Gene Ontology annotation, biological process: intracellular signal transduction.